AUGUCCAAGACCGACUUUGUCGUCGGGACGCGCAAGUCCAACCUCGCGCUGAUCCAGACGGGGCACGUCGCUGACGCGUUGGCCGCCGCCAACUCUGGCAAAACGUUUCCCGUCGCGCACAUGACGACCAAGGCCGACGCAAACCAGAACACCCCCUUGCACCUCCUUGCGCCGUACAACUCGGCCAUCCCGGCCAAGAGCAUCUGGACAGACGAGCUCGAAAGCGCACUCCUGGAUGGCCGUUUCGACCUUCUCGUCCACUCGUGCAAGGACGUGCCGACUCUUAUUCGUGAGGGCUGUGAAAUUGCCGCCUUGCUUGAACGCCACGACCCCCGCGACGCGCUUGUCGUCAAGGAGGGCCUGCCGUACAAGAGCCUCGACGAGAUGCCGGAUGGCAGCAUUAUUGGCACGGGGUCUGUCCGCCGCGUUGCGCAGCUCAAGCGCGCUUACCCUAACCUCCGCUUCGAGGACAUGCGUGGUAACCUCAACACCCGCCUUGGCAAGCUCGACAACCCCGAGAACUCGUUCGUUGCCCUCAUCCUUGCUGUCUCUGGAAUGAAGCGCCUAGGCUUCGAGAACCGCAUCACCGCACCCCUCGGCGCACCUGCGCUCAUGCACGCUGUUGGGCAAGGCGCUCUCGCUGUCGAGAUCAGGCAAGGAGACGCCGCGACGCGCAGCGCUCUCCGUGCCAUUGGACACUGGCAGACCGAGUGGCGUGUGGGUGCUGAGCGUGGCCUCCUCCGGGUUCUCGAGGGCGGGUGUUCCGUCCCCGUCGGCGUCGAGACGCAGCUCGAGGAGGUCGACGCCGGCGAGAAGCCUUACUACCCCGCCGACACGUUCCCUGCGCUCACGGUCAACUCGCCAACGCUGCACUACUCCGGAUUGCUCGCGCCGACGGCGCAGUGGCCCGCUUCUGACGCUGAGGUCAAGACAAUGUCCCGCGCCGCGCGUCUGACCCUCUGCGCGUGCGUGACCUCCACCGACGGAAAGCGGCACGUGCUGUACGAGCCUGGACCAGUGGUCGUGACGAGCUGGCGUGAGGCGCAGCGCUGGGGCGAGGACUGCGCCCGGCAGAUGCGGACCAUCGGUGCUGGUGAGAUUCUGGACGAGAUCGAGGAGGGGCGUAAGACACGUGAGGCCGAGACCCUGCGCCAGGCGCAAGAAGCGGCGGCGCAGUACGCCGCGCAGGCGCAGGCGCAGGCGACAGCUUAG
Cutaneotrichosporon cavernicola is the source of this 1212-nucleotide messenger RNA. RefSeq lists its product as uncharacterized. NCBI's taxonomy places the organism in Eukaryota, Fungi, Basidiomycota, Tremellomycetes, Trichosporonales, Trichosporonaceae. The transcript is spliced from 2 exons. The record is from RefSeq and is a predicted model, not a curated record. Gene Ontology annotation, cellular component: cytoplasm. Bases 1 to 1212 code for a protein of 403 amino acids. Gene Ontology annotation, molecular function: hydroxymethylbilane synthase activity. Gene Ontology annotation, biological process: heme biosynthetic process.